AUGGCCACCUUCGCCAGCCUGAGCCCAGAGCUGCUCGAGGCCGUCCUCUCUGCUGCCCUCGAAGGCCCCGUGCGCCUCGACCAGCGCAACCUGUCCUCGUUCGCCCGCGUCAACCACGCCUUUGCCGCCGCAUCGAGACGCCUGUCGCUGCGCUGGAUCACGGUCGACGACCCGGAGGUCGGCGCCAAGCUCCUCGAGACGCUCAGCUCGUCGCCUCACUGUGCGGCGAGCGUGCGCUCGCUCGUCAUCAAGGACGACGCGUUUGACGAGCCUACCACGUUCAGCGACCUGUCGCAAGACGACCUUCUGCGCUUCGCCGUCAACCUCGUGUCGUUCGACAGCGCCCGUGCCUCGUUCGUGCCGCUCGCCGACGGCCGCAAGCCGCUGCCCUCGUUCCCCAAGACGCUCCAGUCGAUGCGCCUCGGUCACGCCACCACGUCGCCGCCCGAGGACGCCUACGCCGCCAGCAGCGACGAGGACGACAACGACGGCGGCGCCAACCGGGACGAGCAGCGCGCGGCCAAGAUCUCGGCCACCUACCUGUCGCUCCUGCGGUCGUUCCCGCGCACGCUCACGAGCCUCAAGCUGAGCAAGCUCGCCACCAACGCCCUGCCCCUGUUCCCGCCCGUCGCGCCCCUCGACCUGCCGCACCUCGUGAGCCUCGAGCUCGACAUGGUCACGGUCCCGUCGGGCGUCUUCAAGUGGCUCACAGCGACGACGCGCGACCUCGAGUCGCUCAAGGUGUGGCUCGUGUUGGGCGUCACCGAGGCCGACCUCCGCGACUUUGCGCGGCGCAAAGGCGGCUCGCUCAAGCAGUUUGCGUUCAAGCCCAAGGGCAAGCAGGGCAAGAAGCUCGCCAACGAGCUCGUCCUCUACAUGUCGCAGCUCGAGAAGCUCACGCUCGGCGACAAGGCGUGCGACCACGGCGUGUGGCCCAUCCUGCCCUCGUCGCUCACGCACCUCUGCGUCGCCAUCCCGGCCAACGUGCAGGACGCCCGCCUCACGAUCGUCGCGAACGCGGUCAGGACGAGCCUCACCAAGCUGCAGCGUCUCGAGCUGUUCUCGGGCCUGUACUUCCCGCCGCCGGUCGAGGUCGUCUACCCGCCCAACGAUCCGCUCGACCCUCUCGACUGCGGCCUGCGCGAGCUGCGCCUGUCGCACAUCCGCUCACCGGCGUUCGUGAUGUUCGUCGCCACCGUCGGCCGGGGCCUCUACACCCUCGCCGUCCACCAUCUCUCGGCCCCGCCGACACAGUUCACGAUGUACUGCCCGCGCCUGCGCCGGCUCGAGCUCGGCGCCGCCGACAUCGCUCCUCCCGACAUGCCGCACUCGAUCCUGUCGCCGGCGUCGGUCCGCCUGUCGUCGUUGACGUUCCUGCGCGUCCACCUCGCGUCGUACGUCGCGCUCGACCACCUCACGGCGUCGAUCGGCGCCAUCCGCGCCAAGCAGCGCCGCGACGGCGGGCACCACCGCCUGCAGACGCUCGAGCUCGUCGGGACGUUCCCGGACAACCUCGUCGGCGAGGGCUGGCGCUCGGGGCGGGGCAUGGACCGGCUCGUCGAGGCGUGCACGCGCGACGAGGUGCGCCUCGUCAUCAACGGGCGGCCGAUCGACAGUCUCGGAGACCUGUGGGGCGCGCUGCAGGGGCAGACGGGGCGCGAGACGCUCUGA
Messenger RNA from Rhodotorula graminis WP1, 1671 nucleotides. RefSeq lists its product as uncharacterized. NCBI's taxonomy places the organism in Eukaryota, Fungi, Basidiomycota, Microbotryomycetes, Sporidiobolales, Sporidiobolaceae. The transcript has 3 exons. Bases 1 to 1671 code for a protein of 556 amino acids. The record is from RefSeq and is a predicted model, not a curated record.